Chaetura pelagica (chimney swift) is the source of this 840-nucleotide messenger RNA. It is a transcript of the gene MBD4, whose product is annotated as methyl-CpG binding domain protein 4. The annotation marks the transcript as partial. Gene Ontology annotation, biological process: base-excision repair. Gene Ontology annotation, molecular function: DNA binding; catalytic activity. Lineage: Eukaryota; Metazoa; Chordata; Aves; Apodiformes; Apodidae. The transcript is spliced from 7 exons. The record is from RefSeq and is a predicted model, not a curated record. Gene Ontology annotation, cellular component: nucleus.
UGGCAGGUGCUCACGCGGCGGAGGCUGUCGGGCCGGACGGCCGGGAGGAUCGAUGUGUACUUUGUGAGCCCUGAAGGAAAGAAGCUGAGAUCCAAGAGCGCCCUCCUCGAGUAUCUUCGGAAAACUGGGGAGACGAGUCUGAGAGCAGAAGACUUUGAUUUUAGAGCUCCUGGUUCCAGUGACACAUCUGCCAAACCUGAGGAGAAAACCAUGGGAUUGGAAGUGGGGAGAGAGACAGACCGAGGGAAUCCAGGCAACCAGGAUUUCCAGCCUGAGGCUGACACAGACACCAAGGGCUUGCAGCUGUGUGACAAGAAAAGCUUCACCGCAGUGAAAAAGCCACCAGGUAUUUAAAAGUCUGUCCCACGGACACAAGUGGACAGGAGGAAAACGAGUCCAUAUUUUUCAAGUAGAUACAGUAAAGAAGCUCCCAGCCCACCCAGGAGGAAGGCCUUCAGAAAAUGGACUCCUCCACGUUCCCCUUUUAAUCUCAUCCAGGAAACACUUUUCCACGAUCCAUGGAAGCUUCUCAUUGCAACCAUAUUUCUCAAUAAGACUUCAGGUAAAAUGGCAAUUCCUGUGCUCUGGGAAUUCCUGAAGAAGUAUCCUUCUCCUGAGGUGACCCGGAAUGCUGACUGGAAGGAGAUGUCAGAGCUGCUCAGACCUCUUGGCCUCUAUGAGCUCAGGGCAAAAACCAUCAUCAGGUUCUCAGACGAGUACCUGAGCCGGGCCUGGCGGUACCCGAUCGAGCUGCACGGCAUCGGCAAGUACGGGAACGACUCCUACCGGAUCUUCUGCGUCAACGAGUGGAAGGAGGUGGGUGCGGCGGGGCUGGGGCGC